AUGAAGGUGGCCAUUGUUUUUGUUCUGCUCUUCGCCACAGUCCUCUGUCGGCCGGCGAAAAAGGUUUCGGUCAGCAGUUCAGAGAGCUCUGAAGAAGUGAAUGCCGCAGCAACCACCAGCUCAGACGAGAGUUCAGACGAGGAGGGCACAGCAGCUCCAGACACAACUUCGUCCUCUGAUACAGCCUCUGUCGACAGCAAAGACAGUGAAGACAGUGACGAUGAUGAUGAUGAUGAGGUGAGUGAAACUGAUGAGGAUGACGAUGAAUCUAGCAACAGCUCAGAGUCGGGCGAGUCCUCCACCGCUGCUACGGUGACAGUCACUCCCGUGAUCGUCACAGAGGAGCCCGCGGUUGAGACCACCCCAGAGCCCAUCCUGCCUACCAUUGUCACCGAUACAGACUCAGGCCGCGGCGACAGCUUGGGAGGUUACCCCAGCGACUACAAGUCCAUCGUCUACGUUGAGGACAAAUCCUACCACAAGGUUCCCGCUCCUUACAAGUCCUACGAAUUUGUCGGCGCAGGCAAGAAGAUGGCUUACGACAAGAACAAUGGCAACGAGGUGGAGAAGACAAUGAAAGUGUACAAGGCCCUUCAGGUCCACUCAGAUCUCCUGGAGGAAGACACUAGCACCCCUGAUGUAGAAAGCCAGGGUCUGGAUGCCACUCAGGACCAGGAUGUCAGCCUCCGCCAGGCCUCCCUUCCAGAAGAGAGCACCAGCGACGCUAGCACCAGCGACGCUAGCACCAGCGAAAGUGAUAGUUCCAGUGCUCCAGAGGAAGAAGAGGAGGAGAGCACCAGCGACAGCACCGCCAGUGCCAGCGCCAGCCCGGAGUCCGAGGACGAGGAGAGCGAGAGCAGCGAGGAGGCCACUGCCACGCCCGGAGCUUCUGACAGCGACUCAGAUGAGAGUGAGAGCUCUGAGAGUGACUCAGAUGAGGACAAGGCAGUACCUACUGACGCCACUACUGACAUACCAGUUGUCGUCACUGCCAAAUAA
Scomber japonicus (chub mackerel) is the source of this 999-nucleotide messenger RNA. It is a transcript of the gene spp1, whose product is annotated as secreted phosphoprotein 1. Gene Ontology annotation, biological process: ossification; cell adhesion. The record is from RefSeq and is a predicted model, not a curated record. The coding region runs from base 1 to 999 and encodes 332 amino acids. The transcript has 7 exons. Lineage: Eukaryota; Metazoa; Chordata; Actinopteri; Scombriformes; Scombridae.